Pararge aegeria (speckled wood butterfly) is the source of this 4657-nucleotide messenger RNA. RefSeq names its product protein slit (gene sli). The coding region runs from base 147 to 4640 and encodes 1497 amino acids. Gene Ontology annotation, molecular function: calcium ion binding; Roundabout binding; heparin binding. The record is from RefSeq and is a predicted model, not a curated record. Gene Ontology annotation, biological process: axon guidance; negative chemotaxis. NCBI's taxonomy places the organism in Eukaryota, Metazoa, Arthropoda, Insecta, Lepidoptera, Nymphalidae. The transcript is spliced from 38 exons.
UGUGUGUAUGACCUCGGUGGUACCGUGCCAACAUACGUAUUUAGUGAGUUUCCAGUGCUUUGCAAGUGUUUAGUGUGAUUAAGCAUCAACUGAGAUCUCUUUUCGCCUAUUUUCUAAAGGAUGACUUAAGCGCGGCACAAACAGUCAUGCGGCGCGCGUUGCUGCUGCUACUGGCGGCAGUGCUGGCUGCCGCUGCCGCUUGCCCGUGGGCCUGCUCGUGCCGCCCUGGUGCCGCUGACUGCGCGCACCGCGCUCUUCUGCACGCGCCUCGCCGCCUGCCGACCGACGCGCAUCGCCUAGAUCUUCAAGGCAAUAAUAUCAGCAUCAUAUUCCAGAGCGACUUCCAGAAUUUGAAGGAACUCAAGAUAUUACAACUAUCAGAAAACCAAAUCCACACUAUCGAACGAGACGCCUUCCUCGAGCUCAACGCACUGGAACGCCUGAAACUGAGCAAUAACCGUCUGGGCCAGUUGCCUGAUGGAAUUUUUGUGAGAUUGAGGCAUCUACAGCGUUUGGACCUAAGCCGCAACGAGCUGACUGCGAUCAGUCGAAGAACCUUCCGAGGUCUCACAGCGUUAAAGAGUCUACACCUGGACGGAAACCAGCUCAAAUGCAUAGACGAGAAGGCGCUGGAACAUCUCAAGAGUUUAGAAGUGUUGACCCUAAACAACAAUAAUUUGACGUACCUGUCGCUGGACGCUGCGUCUGUCGCACGCCUGCACACGCUGCGACUGACGGACAAUCCUAUCGUGUGCGACUGUCGUGUCGCGCGGCUGUCUGCGUCCGUUCGCGCUGCAGGCAUCCUCGGAGUUGGGGCAAGGUGUCAGGCGCCAGUUACUCUAAGAGGUGCUCUACUCACAGAGUUGGAAGCGCACGAGCUGAUAUGCAACGGCCCAACGACGACGGCGGUGGCGGAGUGUUCGGCCGAGCCUCGCUGCCCGCCGCCCUGUCGCUGCUCGCCGGACGGCACGGUGGACUGCCGCGAGAAGCUGCUCACAGACCUGCCCAGCAUCCCUCACCGAGCUACCGAGAUUCGCCUAGAACAGAACGAGAUAACCGAAGUGGGGGCGGGGGCGUUCUCGGCGGUGAAGCGAGUCGCGCGCAUCGACCUGUCCAACAACAAGAUUUCCAAAAUAGCCGCCGACGCGUUUAACGGACUUACGCAUUUGACUUCUUUAGUUUUAUAUGGGAACAAAAUUAAGGAUUUACCUUCUGGAAUAUUUCAUGGCCUGACAUCAUUGCAGCUCCUAUUACUGAACUCAAACGAAAUCACAUGCGUCCGUAAAGAUACUUUCCGCGAUCUACAGAGCCUGAAACUAUUAUCUCUGUACGACAAUAACAUAAGGUCUUUGCCGAAUGGAACAUUCGACUCGCUCACUGGAAUCCAGACUCUGCAUUUAGGUCGGAAUCCCUUCGCGUGCGACUGCUCUCUGCGCUGGCUCGCCGCGUAUUUACGCAAGAACCCAAUAGAAACUUCCGGCGCCAAAUGCGACUCACCAAAGCGGAUGAACCGGAAGAGGAUCGACGCGUUGAGGGAAGAGAACUUCAAAUGCAAACCUGGUGAAGAGACAGCCGAAGCUUGCGGGGACGAGCCCCCGUGCCCGGAUAUGUGCGCGUGCUCCCGCGCGUUAGUGCGCGGCGUGCGCGUCGCGUGCGCGCGUGCCCGCUUAUCCGACGUGCCGAGGGACCUGCCCAUCACCACCAUUGCACUCAUCAUGCCAGACAACAAUUUGGGUCAGAUCAAGUCGGACGGUCUGUUCGGGAGGCUGCCGGACCUCACCAAACUGGAUUUUCGAAACAACGGGAUAACAGUGAUAGAAGACAACGCAUUCGACGGUGCGGCAUCCAUACAAGAACUAUUGCUGGACGGAAAUCUGCUGCAGACUGUCACAGAUAAGAUGUUCUUUGGCCUACAUAGCCUCAGCACAAUAUCCUUGAUGGACAACAAAAUAAGAUGCAUAACUCCGGGAUCGUUUGACCACCUGACCAUGCUUACUACUUUAUCGCUCGGCAACAACCCGUUGCAAUGCACGUGCCAUAUAUCGUGGGUGCCCAACUGGUUGCGCAACCGGAGGCUCGCAACCGGCGCCGCGUGCGCGCACCCGCCCCCCCUUCGUGGCACGGAGGUGCAACAUCUAGAAGUUGCUGACUUCAAAUGCACCUCGGAAGAUCAGGGCUGCCUCCCGCAGGACUACUGCCCCGCCGGUUGCUCGUGUGCGGGCACCGUCGUGAGAUGUGCGCGCGCCAAACUGACAGCCCUGCCUGCGAGGCUACCCCCAUACACUACCGAGCUAUAUCUGGAGUCCAAUGAAAUAACGAGCAUAUCAGCCGACCAGCUCCGGCACCUGACCCAGCUGACCCGCCUGGACCUGUCCAACAACAAGAUCAGCGUGCUGCCCAACAACACCUUCGAGGCCCUGACCAAGCUGUCCACCCUCAUCGUCAGCUACAACCGGCUGCGGUGUGUCCAGCGCGACGCUCUGAAGGGUCUAACCCAGCUUCGCGUUCUGUCGCUGCACGGAAACAAUAUCUCGAUGCUCGCGGACGGCGUCUUCCGCGACCUGGAGUCUAUAUCGCACGUUGCUCUGGGCUCCAACCCGCUGUACUGCGACUGCGGGGCGCGCUGGCUGUCGGAGUGGGUGAAGGUGGCGGGCGAGUACGUGGAGGCGGGCAUCGCGCGGUGCGCCGACCCACCGCGCAUGCGCGACAAGCUCGUACUCAGCACCCACUCGGAGGCCUUCCAGUGCAGGGGCGAGCCGCCGGCGGAGGUGGUGUCGAAGUGCGACCGCUGCUACACGAACCCGUGCCUCAACCGCGGCGCGUGCUCCGCCACGGCGGCGGGCGGGUACGCGUGCGCGUGCGCGCGCGGCUUCCACGGCGACACGUGCCAGCACCAGAUCGACGCGUGCUACGGCUCCCCGUGCGCGCACGGCGCCUGCCAGCUGCUCGAGGAGGGCCGCUUCAGCUGCUCGUGCCACGCGGGCUACACGGGCGUGCGCUGCGAGGUCAACAUCGACGACUGCCUCACACACCGCUGCCAGAACAACGCCACCUGCCUCGACCACCUGGAGGGCUACACUUGCAAGUGUGCGCCUGGCUUUAUGGGUGAGUUCUGCGAGAAGAAGAUCCCGUUCUGCAGCGCGGAGUUCAACCCGUGCGCCAACGGCGCCACGUGCGUGGACCACGACAGCCACUACUCGUGCGCGUGCGCGCGCGGAUACGCGGGCCCCAACUGCACCACCAACGCGGACGACUGCCUCAACCACAUGUGCCAGAACGGCGCGACAUGCGUGGACGGGCUGGACGAGUACCGCUGCGCGUGCGCCGCCGGCUUCGCGGGCCGCUACUGCGAGGCGGCGCCGCACGCCGCGCUCGGCACCUCGCCGUGCGCGCACCACGACUGCGUGCACGGCGUGUGCUACCUGGCCGUGCACGAUGACGUCAUGACGGACAGACUGGCGCCGCCCGCCGACUACCUCUGCAAGUGCGCGCCGGGCUACUCGGGUCGUCUCUGCGAGUACCUCACCUCACUUACGUUCAACCACAAUGAUUCGCUGGUCGAGCUGGAACCGCUGCGGACGAUUCCACAGGCUAAUGUCACACUUGUGUUCAGUACUAAGCAGCUACACGGCGUGCUCAUGUACUUCGGUGACAACGAGCAUCUGGCGGUGGAGCUGUUCAACGGGCGAGUGCGCGUCAGCUACGACGUCGGGAACCACCCCACCUCCACCAUGUACAGUUUCGAAAUGGUCUCAGAUGGUAACUACCACAAGGCGGAGCUCUUGGCUGUUAAGAAAAACUUCACACUGCGCGUCGACGACGGACCCGCGAGGUCUAUCAUCAAUGAAGGCAGCAAGGAGUUCUUGCGGCUGGAGCGGCCCAUGUUCGUGGGCGGUGUACCGGAAGACGUGGCCAAGGACGCCUUCGGGAAGUGGCACCUUCGGAACAUCACCAGCUUCAAAGGCUGCCUGAAGGAGGCGUGGAUCAACCACAAGCGCGUGGACUUCGUGAAUGCGGCGCGCAGCGUGCGGACGCGUGCGGGCUGCGGCGCGGCCGGGGACGCCGCGCGCCCGCACGCCGCGCCGCCGCCGCCGCACGCGCUGCAGGAAGACGGCGCGCACGAGCCGGACCCGUGCGUGCCCAACCCGUGCGCGCGCGGCGGGCGUUGCGUGCGCGAGGCGGGCUCCCGGUCCGACUACACCUGUCGCUGCCGCGCUGGCACGGCGGGCGCGCAGUGCGAGCUGCGCACUUCUGUCGGUGGCGCUCCUGUCAUCGCUCAGGGGAAACUGCCUCCGCGCAAACAAAUCAUGAGCAACGUGCAAGCAUCGCCAGCCUCGCCACCGCAAAAGCAGUACCCCGAAGAGAGCCCAGCUCAGCCCGCGCCCAACGGGCCUGCCUGUCGCAAGGAGGCCACGCGCGAGUUCGUGUCGGAGGGCGCGUGUCGCAGCCGGCGCGCGGUGCGAGGGGCGCGGUGCGCGGGCGGCUGCGGGAAGACGGCGUGCUGCGGGCCCCGCAAGACCAAGAAGCGAAGGAUCCGACUUGUCUGCGCAGACGGCACCCGAUACACCAAAGAUAUAGAGAUAGUGAGGAAAUGCGCGUGCGGUAAGAAGUGUCCCCGAAGCGCGCCGUUCCUGCAUUGACUCCAAAUACACCAUAC